Micropterus dolomieu (smallmouth bass) is the source of this 2069-nucleotide messenger RNA. RefSeq names its product class I histocompatibility antigen, F10 alpha chain-like. NCBI's taxonomy places the organism in Eukaryota, Metazoa, Chordata, Actinopteri, Centrarchiformes, Centrarchidae. The record is from RefSeq and is a predicted model, not a curated record. Gene Ontology annotation, cellular component: external side of plasma membrane. Gene Ontology annotation, biological process: immune response.
UCCUCAUUUCACCCUGGAAGCUCGAGCUGGCAGCUCAGUGCCGUUUUCUCUGGCUAAAGAAACAUAUUGAUCGUUUAUCUAUCAACAUUAAAGAUGCGACAGGUCAAAAUGAAGAUGCUGGUUUUCCUGUCUCUCCUUGGAAUAUGUCUCCAUGACGCGGCGGGAGUGACUCACUCUCUGAAGUAUUUCUACACUGCGUCUUCUGGAGUCCCAAACUUCCCAGAGUUUGUGGUUGUUGGGUUGGUUGAUGAAGCUCAGAUGAUUCACUAUGACAGUAACACCAGGAGAGCAGAACCCAAACAGGACUGGAUGAGCAGAGUCACAGAUCCUCAGUACUGGGAGAGGGACACUGGGAUCUUGAUUGGUUCCCAGCAGACCUUCAAAGCCAACAUUGGCAUUGCAAAGCAGCGCUUCAACCAAACUGGAGGUGCACACGUUUUCCAGGAGAUGUACGGCUGUGAGUGGGACGAUGAGACUGACGAGGUUAAAGGUUUUAGGCAGUAUGGUUACGAUGGAGAAGACUUCAUAGCAUUUGACUUUAACAUAGAGACAUGGAUCGCUCCAACACCACAGGCUGUCGCCACCAAACACAAGUUGGAUAAUGACAAAGCUUACUUAGCCGCUCAAAAGAACUACUACACUCAGAUUUGUCCUGACUGGCUGAAGAAGUAUGUGGACUAUGGGAGGAGCUCUCUGCUGAGAAAAGAGCUUCCCUCAGUGUCUCUCCUCCAGAAGACUCCCUCCUCUCCAGUCAGCUGCCACGCUACAGGUUUCUACCCUGACAGAGCCACGAUGUUCUGGAGGAAAGAUGGAGAGGAGCUUCAUGAGGACGUGGACCACGGAGAGAUCCUCCCCAACAACGAUGGAUCCUUCCAGACGAGUGUUGACCUGAAUCCUCCAACUGGAGACUGGGAGAAGUACGAAUGUGUGUUUCAGCUCGCAGGUGUGAAGAACGACAUCGUCACCAAACUGGACAAAUCAAAGAUCAGAACCAACGGAGGGAAUCCCUCUGACAUGACUGUCAUCAUCGUCAUUGUUGCAGUGGUUGUUCUUGCUCUCGUCGCCAUCGCUGUCAUUGGAUACUUCAUUUACAAAAAGAACAAAGCCAAACGCCCUCCAUCUCCUGUAAGCAACCCUGAAGUUUUGGAGGAGCUGAAUCCACAAGCCUAAAUGACAAACACGCCACCCUGAACACAGUUUAUGGAUAACUUUUACAUUGGAUCAAGAAACAUCCUCCUCUGUAAACUGGGAAUUCAUUGAUUAUUGAUCACCUUUUAUAAACUGAUAGAAUCAGGGUUGGGAUUGAGGAGUAAAUGCUUAUUGAAUGCCUUACAAAGAAAACCAAUUUUAAAAAUUAGUUAAAAAAUCAAAUGUUAUCAAAUAUUAACAGUGACAUUAAAUUAUUUUGAAUAUUUAGUUUCAAUUGCAAAAGUGGAAUUUCCUCUCAUUGGUAAAUUAAAUAAGGAUCAUUUAUAUUUUUUUCUUGAAGAGAAGUAAAACAACAAUGAAAGCAUCACAGAACUCUUCAAACAUACCUAAAUGAUUUAAAGUUGUGUGUUCAUCUUAAACAAAUCCACCUUAGUUACAGUUAAAAACUUCUGGUGUUGGGUUUUCUGGUAAAAUCAAUAUGGUAAUACAAAAAUAAAUACACAUAUAUAGACACACACUCAUCCACGUACACGCGUUUUAAAAUAUAUAUUCAUAGGGUCUGGUAAUAUGAUGAUAAAUAACAGAUAUUUGUCAACCCGUAAAACGUUGUCUUUACUGUUUUAAUGAGGAAAGUUGUUCUUUGUUUCUCUGGUUUUAUUCGAUCACUGGCAAAACUGCAAAUCAAUCAGCAAUAUCCAAAAACAUGCUGCGUAAACUGGACACCUUCUAACUGCGGUGAAUUAUAUUGGUUUAUGUUUAAUUCACUAAAUGGCUUCUAAAUUGAAUUUCCACAAAAUGCACAGCAUCAGGAAUACAACGUGAAAUUACACAAUCAAACAAUGAUAUGUCUUGUGUGAGGUUAGGUUGUUGCCCACACACACACACACACACACACACACACACACACACACACACACACA